Molecule: messenger RNA, 859 nt
Organism: Musca domestica (house fly)
Lineage: Eukaryota; Metazoa; Arthropoda; Insecta; Diptera; Muscidae
Gene: GstE12
Product: glutathione S-transferase 1
Exons: 3
Coding region: 27-698 (223 amino acids)
Biological process (GO): glutathione metabolic process
Molecular function (GO): glutathione transferase activity
Source: RefSeq, a predicted model, not a curated record
GAACAAACUAAAACAAAAAAAUCAAAAUGGCAAAACCCGUUCUAUACAUGGCCACAUUGAGCCCACCCUCGCGAGCAGUUAUGUUAACUGCCAAGGCUAUUGGUUUGGAAUUGGAAUACAAACCCAUCAAUUUACUCAAAGGUGAACACUUGACACCGGAGUUCGUGAAAAUGAAUCCCCAACACACCAUUCCCACAUUGGUCGAUGGCGAGGCCAUUAUUUACGAUUCACAUGCCAUCUGUGCAUAUUUGGUAGAGAAAUAUGGCAAAGAUGACAAGCUGUAUCCCAAAGAUUUGCUACAGCGUGCCCAGGUUGAUGCCCGCCUUCAUUUCGAUUCCGGUCACUUGUUUGCCCGUCUACGUUUCCUCUACGAACCGAUUUUGUAUUAUGGUUCGACAGAUUGUUCAAUUGAUAAAAUUGCCUACAUUCAAAAAUGUUGGGAAAUUAUGGAGGGAUUUCUCAAGGAUCAUCCAUAUGUGUGCGGUGAUGAGUUAACUAUUGCCGAUUUUUGUUGUGUCGCCACCAUUACAUCGGUCAAUGAUGUGGCACCCAUUGAUGAAUUUAAAUUCCCCAAAGUGUUGGCCUGGCUGAAACGUAUGGCCGAAUUACCGUAUUAUAAGGAUACAAACGAGGAGGGUGCCGAAGAAUUGAAGAGAAUUUUCAAGGAAAAAUUGGCCGAGAAUCGUGGAGCUAAAUAAGCAGAAGUACAAAUUUUUCAAAACCAUACAACGGGAUCAAGAUGUUAUACUAUUUAAACGAUCAUGCACAGAUAUACAAAUAUAUAUUUACACAUAUGAAUGUAAUUCUAAAAUUUACUUUGUUUUAACAAAAAUAAUAAACAUUGCAAAUGUUAAGAAUA